GAGGAAACUCAGGCAAAGGUCGACCAGUUAUACAAAGGAUUGAUGCCCUACUUUUCCUCAGUUGUCAAAGUAGCCAAUUGUGCCCUUAAUGACCUUCGAUAUCUGUCCUCGGCUUAGUUACGUUUAGCAGAGGUUGCUCCCCUUUGGCGGGAGGUAGUGUCUCAAUUACUGCUUAUAUAUGAUUGACUUUUUUUUUGUCGCCUCAAGCAUAUCUCACCUAUUGGAAGUACGGUAUGAAUUCUUUUCACUACGUGAAGGCACAAGUCUUUUCAGUGCGGAGUGCAGAAUUUCGGCUGUAGAAUGCGGGAUGGUGGGUAUCUCGGAACUAAUGACCAAUCCGAGUCACCAAUAUACACAGUACACCAGGCAUAAUAAAGGGGCCUAUAUUCAUCCGUGGUUAAUAAAUGCAAUUGAACGGACGGCUAAAGGUAAUUGCUUUUCCAACAGCAAAUAAGUAGGGUUCGGGCGAAGCGUGCAGAAGGUACCUCGAGGAAGAUGUCUGAGAGGAGACUUUCGAGAGUACACUACAC
Babjeviella inositovora NRRL Y-12698 is the source of this 530-nucleotide messenger RNA. RefSeq lists its product as uncharacterized. Bases 179 to 454 code for a protein of 91 amino acids. The record is from RefSeq and is a predicted model, not a curated record. The transcript has a single exon. Lineage: Eukaryota; Fungi; Ascomycota; Pichiomycetes; Serinales.